This is a messenger RNA of Loxodonta africana (African savanna elephant), 1241 nucleotides long. Its product is annotated as olfactory receptor 8D2-like. NCBI's taxonomy places the organism in Eukaryota, Metazoa, Chordata, Mammalia, Proboscidea, Elephantidae. The record is from RefSeq and is a predicted model, not a curated record. Gene Ontology annotation, cellular component: membrane. Gene Ontology annotation, molecular function: G protein-coupled receptor activity; olfactory receptor activity; odorant binding. Gene Ontology annotation, biological process: sensory perception of smell; G protein-coupled receptor signaling pathway. Bases 13 to 972 code for a protein of 319 amino acids. The transcript has a single exon.
UUCCUGAAGGAAAUGGCCAGACAAAAUGAUUCCACAGUGACUGAAUUUGUCCUUGAGGGAUUGACAGAAAAACCAGAACUCCAGCUGCCUCUCUUCCUCCUAUUUCUAGGGAUCUAUGGAGUCACCGUUGUGGGAAAUAUGGGUAUGAUCUUCCUAAUCACUUUCAGUUUCAAGCUCCAAGCUCCCAUGUAUUUUUUUCUUGGCAAUUUGUCAGCCGUAGAUCUCUUUUACUCCUCAGUUAUUACUCCCAAACUCCUGGAAAACUUUGUAAGGGAGAAAAAUGUUAUUUCCUACCCUGGAUGUAUGACACAACUUUUUUUCUUUUGCUUUUUUGCUACUGCUGAGUCCUAUAUUCUAACUGCCAUGGCUUAUGAUAGAUGUGCAGCUAUCUGUAGUCCACUGCUCUACAAUGUCACCAUGUCCCAAAAGGUCUGCAAUGUGCUUGUGACUGGAGUCUAUAUUAUGGCAUCUAUUGGAGCUAUGCCCCACAUAAUCUCCAUGAUUAUGCUUUUCUUCUGUAAGGACAAUGUCAUCCACCAUUACUUCUGUGACAUACUUCCUCUCCUAAAGCUCUCAUGCUCCACUACCUACAUCAACGAACUUCUGGUGAUACUUGUAGGCGGAUUCAAUGUGCUUGCAACAACUAUGGCCAUAAUAAUCUCUUACGCCUUCAUAUUGUGUAACAUUCUUCGAAUACCUUUAGCUGAGGGCAAAUCCAAAGCCUUUAGUACCUGUGGUUCUCAUCUUACAGCUGUUGGGGUUUUUUAUGGAUCCAUCAUAUUCAUGUAUUUUAAGCCAUCAUCCAGCAGCAACAUGGCCCAGGAUAAGGUGGCCUCUGUGUUCUAUACCACAGUGAUCCCUAUGUUGAACCCUUUGAUCUAUAGCUUGAGGAAUAAGGAUGUAAAGGAUGUGUUCAGCAAAAUCAUGGGUAUGAGGUAUGGCCCACUCCAGGGUAGUAAUCAGAACCACUAAAGGCCAUGAAAAUAGCCUACCUCUUUAUUUUUCUUAAAGCGAACUUCUUUUUCUGUUUCCUACAAUUAACACCCACUUCUCAUUUCUUUCACUACACUUAUCAGAUGUUUCCCUUUUACUGAAAUCUGUGCAUUCAUACACACCACUGUAUACACACAGACAUGCAUACAUCUAUUCUUUGAUCAAGAAAUUUUAUGAUAUUAAGAUUUAGUAGAUCCUUUUUGGUAAGGAUACCCAAAACCAAACAAACCCAUUGCUGUCAAGUUGAU